CCUUGACAUUAAAUGCAACUUCCGCUUUUGGUUUGUUAAGUUGCUAACCCUCUAUCUGACACGUAACGAGACACUCAUUCAUUCAAGACACAAUGACUGAGGAAGGGAAGAAUUCUACUACAGAGAGUUAUCAAUGUACACUCUCUCCAGAACUGGCCCAAAAGGCUGAAAGGGAAUUAAAUGAGAAGCCAGAAUGGAGAAGUCGAGAUAUUCAAGCUCUCAGAGAAAUGGUGAAUAAAAAUACAGAACUUCACAUCAGGACAGAUGAUGCUUUCUUACUGCGCUUCCUGAGAGCCAAAAAAUUUGAAUAUGACCGAGCAUACAAUCUUCUCCUGUCUCAUUUCCAAAUGAAGAAGGAAAACCCGAAGUUGUUUGAAAAUCUCUGUCCUUCAGCUGUCAAACAUGUUUUAGAGGCGGGAAUAACUGGAGUGCUGCGUCAUCGAGAUAAGGAGGGUAGACGUGUAAUGGUAUUUAGACCUGGAAAAUGGGAUCCAAGUCGAUUUCCUAUAGACGAUGUGUUUAGAACAAACUUCAUUUCACUGUCCAAGAUUAUACAGGAUGAAGCUACCCAGGUUAAUGGAGUUGUGAUGGUGAUGGAUUUAGAAGGUGUUGGAUGGGCUCAUGCUAAAAGCAUUUCCCCAUUCUAUGCAAAACGUGCCAUGUCUUUGUUACAGGAAGAAGAAACUCAAAUUAAUGGGAUGAUGAUGAUUAUGGACUUAAAGAAAGUUGGCUGGAAGCAUGUGAAGAAUAUAUCCCCUAUGUACAGUAAAAAGAUAUUAAGCCUUUUACAAGAUGCUUUUCCAGCAAGAUUCAAAGGAAUCCAUUACAUAAAUGAACCAGCAGUGUUUGAUUACAUUUUUGCUAUUGCAAAGCAGUUUAUGAAAGAAAAGACUGUCAGUCGACUUCAUUUCCAUGGAAAGAAUGUGAGUGAACUGACAGAAUAUAUUGAUCCUGAAUACCUACCAGAGGACUACGGUGGAAAAGCACCUCCAUACUCAAACACAGACUGGAUGCAAGAAAUACUCCUGUGUGAAGCAGAAUUUAAUGAGGAGGCCAAAUACGGACUGACUUCUGGUUCCACAAUUAACCAGAAAUCUGGUCAGGAUGCCAUGGAGUGUGUGAUGGGGAGUUACAGAAAGCUCAGUGUGGAGUGAAGAAUGCAGUUCUACUGAAAGCUCAGUGUGAAGUGAAGGGAGGCUGCAGUUCUUGUCUUUAAUUUAAGUUGUUCUUCUUGUCUUUAAUUUAAGUUGUUACUUGUUGACAUUAUUUUGGUCAAAAUUGUUGAAAAUAUGAAGUUAGUGGUUAUGUAAUUUAUGUUUUAUUUUUUUUCCCUUGGGGGAAAAAAAGGAGGGAAUUUUAAGGAAGAAUAACCCAUUGUCAUAAUGGCCGACUUCUUUUUGAAACUUGAGUGAAAAUAUAAAUAUCAGUAAUACAUGUAUAUUUCUUUUAAAUCGAAUUGCUUAGCUGGGUAGCUCAGUAGGUUAACAUGUCUGCUGGUCUGUGAUUUCUGAUUUCCAGUCUAGCAGAAGUUUUAAUUUUUUCCAGAUUACUUUCUACUGAAACCACAGGCAAUUAUAUCACUCUGGUUAGAAUUCAGUAUUAAAGAGUAAAUUUGAACCUAAGUGAUAUAAUUGCCUGUAACUGAAACUGCAUUUAUAUUUAGGUAAAUUUGAAAUUUUUCAGUUUCAAAAUGUUAUUGUACAUAUCCUCCACCUUCCAUCCAUAUUAGAUUUCUUUGGUAUGUUAUUCUUCAUUCACAGUACCGGUAAUAUUUUUUUGAAUAGUGUCCUUGAUUUACCAGUGAUUAUUUAAUCUUUAUAUUGCAGUACCUUUGAUUUACCAAUGAUAUUUAACCUUAUGAUAGUAGCCUUGAUUUAUCAGUCAUUUAGUUAACCUUAUUGGUGUUUCUGCAUUUGCUCCAAAACGUGAAUUAUUUUUUUGAAAAUUGAAAAGUAGGAUCUGUUAAACCGGUAGCUGGCCAUGUUUUGCUGCUUGUCCACUGUGUAGUGUUAGAUCUGUGAUCGAACUUUAUUUUUUUAGAAGAUUUUUCUUUCCAUGUGUAUGUCAUUUUUUUUUUUUACAUUUUUUUUUUUUCAUUUUUUUUCCCUUGCCAAUAGUGAUGAAGCAUGUAGCAGAUAUAUACAGCAGUGAUUCAUAAUCGGUUAUUUUACUAAUGUGACUUUUCUGUUUUUUGUGUAAUCAACUGCAUUACUGAUCUCAAACUAUAUACAGUGUAUUUCCUUGUUUAAUCAGUAAUGAUAAUUUCUGAUUUGAUUGCUUGGGAGUUUCUGCGGCUUUGCUCAUUUAUUAUGAUUAUGUGUGAAGAUGUGAAACGAAUGUGGUAAAUAUACAUAUAUAUUUACGUUUCCACAGUUUUUGCCCUUGAUAUCUCUACAAAUUGUGAUGACAGCCAUUUCCUCAUGAAUGUGUUGCAGUUGUAAACAAUGCGCGUAUGAAUACAGAUAAAUAUAGUACGUCUAAUUUAAUGACUGGGGAUUCCAACAAAAAUAAAAGUAAUGCUACACAGUUUUUCAUGAAGUAUGCCGGUGUGAAGUGUAACAGUUCGUACCCUCAUGGAAUUUAUUUCUUAAAUAUACAUUCAGGAUGGUUCAACUUCAUCCCCACAGAAGGGAAUGCUAGAUUUGUCCUCAGCAGUCUGCUACAUACUGGUUCAAUACUCUAUACACUGGUAUGUGUAUGUGUUUAGACAUUUCAAAAAUGAAAUCUUGAUUUCAAGAAUUACAAGGAUAUAGAUUGCCUCAUCAAUACAUUGUGUAUGUCUUUUCUGGUGAAACUUGUAAGAAGAGUCACUUGGCAUUACGAUCUUGUUUCUUAUUUGUUUUUAAACGCUACAUUAAAAUAUCACUGGAAAGGAAAUUUCUUGAGUACAGGAUUAUAGUGAUAUUUUGUAUCUGAUGUCAAAUUUUGAGGAAUUUUACCUUGCUCUUGGUAUUUACCACUAUACACGGUCUAGUGAAGGGAAAUUUUGUAGUAAAGUGUAUUUUGUGUUCAAUUUUGUACAAAGAGUUAGGUUCCUGUUGGUUUUCUAGGUUAAAUAUGUAGGUCAAUAUCACUAGAAAAUUGAUUCAGAAGUUCCUUGUGUGGAUUUGGUAUUUGAGUUCAAUAAUUUAAAUAUAUUUUAUGGAGAAACUCAAUAGGAUCGGGCAACAGGCAUAGCCUAUGUAGGCCCUCUUCCAAAGUUCAAUGCUCUUGCAGGGAUGCUAUCUUGUCCAUACUGAUAAAUCUGGAUUCCAAUUGUUUUUCAAAAUUAUAAGUAUAGUGUAAUAGGUCAAUGGAAACUUAACUCGCAUUUCUUAUUGAUUUUAUUGGUUAAAAAACUAGGGAAUUGGAAAUAUGCCAUUUUGCAAGGGGAUGCUUUGCUUUGAAAUGUUUUAUAUUGAUUUAAUGAAAAGUUUAACAAACGAAGACAUUCAGUUUCUGAGUUUGAUGCAGCUCCUGAGACCAGGUUUUUAUGCUUGUCUUAUAUGCAAGAAUGACAUGCUCUCAGGAAUUCACCCUUAAUGCAAGAAUGAACAUGUGCUCUGAAUGUGUGACCUCAUCAAACCCAAAACUAUAUAUUUAGACUUUUGUCAUGUCAAUAUCUUUCCAAAGAAUGAUUUUUACUUAUUAUGUUUUCAAUUCUAAACAAUUUCAAAUGAACGUGUUCAGAAUUUGAAAUUGUUAAGCAAACAUUUUGUUUAAGUACACAUUGUUUUAAAGUCAAAACAUCAAAUCAAUUAUAAAAAUAUUUGAAAUGUGUUUGGAAUGUUAAUAUUUUGGACUUUUUAAUCAAAAUAUUGAACCAAUGAAUCUUGAAACUUUUGCACUUUUUGGAAAAAUAUUUAAAAGAUUCUAAAACUUAAAUCCAUUUUAGAAAUUUAAAAACAUACAAAUUUUGACCUUAUUCAUUUGAAUUUUGCAUGAAUACCAGGUGAAUACGUACGUACAAUGUAUUUCUUACUGUUCAUCUUUUCAUUUGUACAAAAUUUAAUGGAUUUCAUAUACGAGAAUCAUUCAAGCCACUUUUUUCUAUGUAUGCCUUUAAUGCAAACAGCAUAGACAUUAUUCCUGAAGUAAGAGCAACACAAGUCUCUUUUUAUCAUCAUUGUUUUGUUUUCUGUGAAUAUGACAAUCUUGUAAAUUAUACAUGUAUAAGAGACUCAACAUGUUUCUCACGUUCUCAUGGUCUGAAUUCAAGUUUUGUUUCGAGGUGGUUUUAGUGUACAGACUACAGGUCAGUACAUGUGUGAUUGUGGGUUUGUUUUGUUUGUUUGUUGUUGUUUUUUUUCAGGAACCCUCAGUUCUGAGGCAUAUAAAAUGUUUUCUUGUCCGUCUGUCAGUGGCAAAAAGAUAUAACAUAUCAUAAUUAUGGUUAUAAUUUUUAGGUCCCCUGAGUCACUCGGGUGACCUAUUGAUCCAUGUCUGUUGCCGUGCAUUAACAAUUGAACAGUUUUAACUUUGUCUAAAUAACUACCAUUCCAAUUCUUUUCAAAUUUGGUAUGAAGCAUCUCUGGGACAAGAGGGACAUAAAUUGUUAAUUUCAGGACUCCUGCCUCUCCAGGGCCUAAGGAUUUGGGCAAAAUAUGCCAAAAAUUGACUGAUUUUCAAAAUCUUUUUCUCUACAACCAUACAUCUAUAAUAAAAAGUAAAUGCAUAGUCAUAGAGCAGGAAUUUUAAGUUUCAUGAUUCCUGGGGAAGAGGUUCUGACUCCAGGGUGGUGUCAAACUUGGAAUAUAGUGUUUAUGUGCAAGACAUUUAAAUAACAUCUUCUGUAAAGGGUCAUGGACACAAUUUUGUACAAAAAAAUUACUUAGGUAUUUUGUUGUUUAAUUCAUGAUUUGUUUAAAACAUAGCAACAAAUCUGACACAAAGAUGUACAUGUAUUUAAAACAUCUAAAAUUGUCAUUUUCAAAACAAGACAUGGGCCCUAUUUAUGUUUAUAGGUCAUGUGACUCCACUAUCAGCAUGGACCAAAGUUGACGACUUCGAUGAAAAAAGUUUUUACAACAAAUAUUUUCAUGUUUCUGUUCUUUCUUCUUUGCGCUUGCUUCAUCAAUUGAUUUAUCAUGAAGGUAUGUCAAAAUGUUGAAUGCUUUUGACAUACUUGUAGAAAUCUUGGUGCUCUCACCUCCACAUGUGUUUUCCUGGCUAUGACAAAUGCAAUUUUGGGAGCCAGAUUUUAUGUGAAUGCAAAGUAUAUCCUGUAUGAAAAUAUUUUUAAUCCACUUAAUUUUUAACAUAGGUAUAAUGAUCUUGAUUUCCACAACAGAAAACUCAAUUUCAAUUGAUCAAAAAUUGUGUCAUUGCCUCUUUAGAUACUAUUGGUACUAAAUUAAAACUAAAUAGACAGGUGGCCCAUUUUGCCGAUAUUGUAAAUUUUAUGCAUUCAGGAGUAGGGGUUUUGGUACUGGUGGGGCCAAAGUGGCAUCAGUAUGGGCACUUUCACAGGCAUUUCUGUUUUAAGAAUUCAUCUUGUUUUAUACUGCUGCUGAAUAUUAAAAUUUAUUUAGCUUAGAUAUGCAGAACAGGAAAUUAUAGAUUUUAUAGGGCUAGUGAUACUUUUAACAAAUACUCAGGUCAUUGAUAAGGCCUGUGGGCCUCUUGUUAAACUAUAUGUUAGAGGGAUUUGAUAGCUGUGAUCCUUGUGGCCAUCAAGGCCUUUUUCAAGUGUGUCACAUUUAAAAUCUUUUGUCCUUGACAUUCACCUUUGACCCAGUAAUCAAAGUACAAGUUUUGAACUAUAAGUGAAAGGGCUUUAAUUAGUGUGCAUAAUUUUCAUGACAAGACCUUUUCAACAGUGCCAUAUUUGAACUUUGUGAUCUUUACUUUAACAUAUUGUUUAUAAAUUCUGAAUUGUAAAUCUGAUUAAAUUCAGCUCCUCGAUCCGCUCCUCUUUUUUUUUUUUUUUUUUAAUGCCUGUGUAAGCGACAUUAAAAAUAAAGAGGAGCUGAUUUUAAUCAGAUUGCUGAAUUGUAAGUGUGGAGAUUUUGAUAUUUAGCAAGUGUAAUCCUUUUGUGGAGGCAAUUUCAAUGGUACAUAUAAUAGAAAUUAGCUGUGAUAAGUUGUGCUUUUGCCAAGGACAUUCAUGUUUCAGAUACAUUUUAUAGAUAUAAGAAUGUUAUAUAUUGCAUGUAAUAUAUGUAUAGAUGUGAUUGAGGUAGAUGGUUACUGGGAUUUAGAGUCUUGACAACAUUGAAUAUUUUACUCUGUUGGAAAAUAACACCAGGUACAUGCAUUAUUUCUUCAUAUAUUGAACUCAACAUGGUUAUUUUAUAUAUUAAGGACACUUGAUACCAAAAAAAAUGGAUGCAUGGGUUAAUGUAUAGAAAAAAAUUUGGCUUAGUUUUAAGUACAAAUAUAAUAAAAAAAAAAUUAAAAAGGGGGGGGGGGGACUUGGGACUUGAAAUUUUCUGCGAUAUAUUCAAAAGCUGAAAUACCCCUCCCUAUGUAUCUUCAAAUUUUCCCCACCAUUUUGGACUUCAAUGAGAAAUCAUGGAAAAAAUUUACAUUCCAAACAAUAAAUUGUAUUUACUUUUCCUAUUAAAACAUAAUUUUUGCAUUUGAUUUCAUCAUUUUUUUAAAAAAAGUUUCUUUGUAGCAAGUGUCAUUAAAUGAUAUCUAUGAAAAAUACAGUGUGUGUAUUUAUAUUGACUUUCUAAUGCCUGUAUUGAAAUAAAAGAAAAUACAUUGUG
This is a messenger RNA of Ostrea edulis (European flat oyster), 6692 nucleotides long. RefSeq names its product alpha-tocopherol transfer protein-like. NCBI's taxonomy places the organism in Eukaryota, Metazoa, Mollusca, Bivalvia, Ostreida, Ostreidae. Bases 93 to 1154 code for a protein of 353 amino acids. Gene Ontology annotation, cellular component: membrane. The record is from RefSeq and is a predicted model, not a curated record. The transcript is spliced from 9 exons. Gene Ontology annotation, molecular function: phosphatidylinositol bisphosphate binding.